CAGGGUGGAGGUAAUCGUGAAGAAGAAUUAACACCUGAUGAGCCAUGGAAACUCUAUGAAUUUUUCUCUUUGUCAAGGUGGAGGCAUGGGGUGGUCAUGAAAGUGUGUGCCGGCUCCCUACUCUGGCUCGACCCUAAAGCGAGAAGUUCGCCGAAUCAUAUCCCAACGACAGCAUUCCUCCCUCCCGCGAUCCCCAUCCCUCCGUAUCGAUGGAGAAAACGAAGGCGACCCGAGGGGCCGCCGAGGCACCAGCCCAUCGGACCACCAGGGCCGAUUCGCUGGGCGGUGUUGAGCCGCUCUCUUGCCUCUCACCGUCGAGCACGGAGCGACCCGUGCCCGGACUGUGCCUCAAAGCAGCUGGAUGAACUCUUUGCCUAG
Darwinula stevensoni is the source of this 378-nucleotide messenger RNA. NCBI's taxonomy places the organism in Eukaryota, Metazoa, Arthropoda, Ostracoda, Podocopida, Darwinulidae. The record is from the annotation of a GenBank genome assembly.